GGCCGCGAGCGGCAGCGGCGGGGGACGCUGCUCUAAGUCCCCACGCUGGAGCGGAGGCUCGGCUCUGAGCGGUCAGGGGAGAGGAGCGCACUGAGAACUCUACUUUCUCAUGAGCCCGAGCCCGGCAAAUGGGCGAAUGAGGAAGGAGAGCGGGGACAUGGACUGCUAUCUGCGUCGCCUCAAACAGGAGCUGAUGUCCAUGAAAGAGGUGGGGGAUGGCUUACAGGAUCAGAUGAACUGCAUGAUGGGUGCGCUGCAAGAACUGAAGCUCCUACAGGUGCAGACAGCCUUGGAACAGCUGGAGAUUUCUGGAGGCACGUCGGCCUUCAGCUGCCCCGAGAGCUCACAGAAACAGCCCGAGUGUCCUCGCUGGCAGGGUAGUGGAGGUCCUGCCAGGCCUAUGGUCUCUCCUUCCUCCAGCCAGCCUUCCUUUGACAGCAGCUCCAAGUUUCCAUGCCAUAGGAGUGUCUGUGGGAAGGAUCUUGCUGCCCUUCCCAACAUGCAGCUGCCAGAGGACCAAAGCUGUACCCAACAGGGGCUGGAGUGGGUGGAACCAGAUGACUGGACCUCCACGUUGAUGUCACGGGGCAGAAAUCGGCAGCCUCUGGUGUUAGGGGACAAUGUCUUUGCAGACCUGGUGGGCAACUGGCUAGACUUACCAGAACUGGAGAAGGGUGGGGAGAAGAGUGAGACUGGGGGACCCCGGGAGCCCAAAGGAGAAAAAAGCCAGUCCCGGGAGCUGGGUCGCAAGUUUGCCCUAACAGCAAACAUUUUCAGGAAGUUCUUGCGCAGCGUGCGGCCGGAUCGAGACCGGCUGCUCAAGGAGAAGCCAGGGUGGAUGACACCCAUGGUCUCCGAGUCACGAGCAGGACGCUCGCAAAAAGUCAAGAAGAGGAGCCUUUCCAAGGGCUCGGGACGGUUCCCUUUCUCAAGCACGGGAGAGCCCAGACACAUUGAAACCCCUGCCACAAGCAGCCCCAAGGCCGUAGAACCCUCCCGUGGGGGCUUUGACAUUAACACAGCUGUCUGGGUCUGAAUUUGAGAGACACUGGCUGAACCUAGAAGGCGGUCUCGUACUGGGCCCUGGGGGGAGAGGGAGGGCCGAUGGCGUGGUCUUCAGGCCAGAUGCGAGUUCCCAUCCUCAGAAAGAAAGGGAAGCAGAGUUCUUAGUCAGGUCUCACUAGAACAGUGGGGAGAGGCUGUUAUAGGGCAGGCUGAGGUAAGAGUCCCUGGAGAGAAUGUAUUUGUGCGUAUGAGUGUGUGCCUGUGUGUGUGUGUGUGUGUGUGUGUGUGUGUGUGUGUGUGUGUGUGUGUGUGUGUGGUUCUUUUGAGGCUGAAUGUGAGAGUAGUUGGGAGAGAGGCAGGGGAAGAGUCCAGGCCGAGCCUGCAUCCCUCUAUUGCCUUCCCGAGACCUCAGUUGAACAUUCUUUAUGGAAAGGGACAUUGAGCCCUCUGGUUUCCCAGAGGAAUUCCCAAUAAAGACCUGUCUCAGGGUCCCCAGCCAUUUUAAUGGUCUGCUUCCCUGACUUUUUUUUUUUAAAGGGCUGGUCUCUCAGGAUGGAGCACCAGAGAGGGAAUUCCCUACACACAGCCCUUCCUAGUACCAAGAUUUCAGCCCAUAGCUGGGUGCUGGGUGCUAGGACUGGAACAAGCAGGUGUGUGUGUGUGUGUGUGUGUGUGUGUGUGUGUGUGUGUGUGUGUGGUGAGGAAGCCUGAGAUGCUCUUGCAUCUCCAAAGUGCAGAGGAGGAGCAAUGCGCCUUCACCCAGGUGCUGUCUCAUGAAUCCAAGUAGGCAUGCCAGCUUUCCAGAUGAAGCUGCAGUCUCCAAGGUGUCCAAGAACACACGGCUGGUGGCUGGUAGGGGACAAAACAGGUGAGGGCAACCUCAGGGUUAUUGCUGGACCCUGGAGUCACAUACUGCCUGGCUGAGCAGUGGGUCCCCAUCCUGACUCCUGUUGCCUGCCCUAAUGCUCCUGCAGGGCAGCAGAUGAUUGGGGUGAGCCCAGAAACAGCCCUCAUACAUUAAAAAAAAAAAAUCCCUAGUCCGCAUCUCGUAGUCACCCAGAGAAUAGAACGAAUGCCGGCCUCAUCUACCCUCAUCACCCUGGAAGUCAACCAGGGACCCUCAGAGUGAGGUUGACGCCAGGCACGUUGUGUAGUGAGCCGGCAAGCAAGUCCAGGGCCACCUGGGUCCACGGAGGGGCCGUCUUGGCCCUCCCUCCUUGGCCAGGAGAGAACAAAGUAGGUCCCUGUUCGAGCCCAGCCACCCUGGAGGGCGGCCUAGCUCCUCCCUCACCCCUCCCGCAGACCCAGCUCAGCUUGAUGGGGUGUGACAACUGCAAUUAGAGGCGAGCCGCCUGCUGCCCCCAGAGCAUUAAGAGCAAAUUGGAGAAGAAAACUAACCAGAGAAGCUCUUCUGCCUGCAGCCUGGACCCCCAGGGGACCGAGUGGGGGAAGGGGAGUGUAGGCUGGAACUGGGUGUGGGGAGGUAGCAGCCGCUGUGGGGAGGGUCACCUGAACGUUCCCACGCAGUCAAAUGAUAGAUGGUUACUUUCUUAAGUGGGGAAAGGGUUUUUUUUGUUUGUAUUUUUGAUCUGUCACUUUUUGCCAGGCAAUGUGCCCAUCUCUUUCAGACCUAGAAUGACCUGGAAUUAUUUUCCCGAUAAAUCAAUGGGUCAAAGAGUCAUGGCAUGCCAGCUGCCCAGAUCAGGAUGCUUGCAAAAGAAAGCAGCUCCCAGUUUGGAUCCCUGGGCACCAGGCCUAUCUACCUUGGCCUGGAGUCUGUCAGCUGGGCUCACUCUUUCUGGCCAAGCGGGUCCUUGUCCAUCCUGCCUCCCCUGAAUUUCUUUGACUGUGGCUGCCUUUGGUGGCCUGCAGCAACGUGUGUAGAAGAGGAACAUGUGAAAAACUUACACCCUGAUUCCUGAAGGGUGGAACACUCCUGAAAUUAUUUAAGAGGGCAUGAACUAUGAUUGUAUAGGAAGCCAAGUCACUUCUUCACCAUCCAUGUGCAACUCAUUUGUUUUGUGGACUAGUGGUAGUUAACAUUGUUUAAAUCAGCUGACACGACAGACUCCUCUCCUGCCCGGGCAUUGUGAUGGAAGAUGAUGGAAGAUGAGAACUCAGAGAUGGGAAAGGAACCGGCUGCUGACCUCCAAGCUACCAACGUACACAAAGAAACAGAGUUAAUCAUCACCUGGUCAGAAAAGAGUCAAAGGACCAAAACAAAACAAUUAGGAAGUAAUUUUGGCUUCCAAGAUAAUCCAUAGGUGCCAGGCACCUUUGCCUUUAUUCUCUUAUUUCCUUUUUGCUACGCCCAGGAAAUGGUUGCUCAUUUUACCUGAAUAGAGGCUCAGAGAAGUUAACUCCUUCAAGGUCACACAGUACAAAGUUGGGAUUGAAAUAGUUUGUAACUGACUUCCAAUCUUGUGUUCCUGUUACCUGGCAAACUGUCCAUAUCAAGCCAGAUCAAGAAUAAGAACAUUUGUCCUUUGUGAUUAUUCACAUCUCUUCAUGACUGACAAGUGGUAUGCUCAUUAGCUAUUUGAGGAAUAUCUACUGGAGGAAUAGUGGAGGAAUUUUGCCUGGGUUUCAAAAGGGCUGAUAUACUGUCCCAACGACUAUGCCAUGCUUUGCUGAUGAAAGACUAUGGUAACUCAACUUCAUGUAAUUUUAUUUUCUGUCCACAUCCUUGGCUCCUGCUGAGACAGUGAUGGAGACUGCGCUACUGAAGUGGAGUGAAGAGGUGACGAGUGAUGUCUCAAGUCUUAGUGAUGCAGAGUGCAGGGCAGUGUGUCUGUGGAGGAGAUAGGGGAAAAGUAGGCAGAGAAACUGACAGCUUAAUUCUGCCUCUUGGGCUCAUUUUAUGGUUAAUUAGGACAUACAAAUGAGCUGGAAGCUCAUUUAAUACCCUUCUUGGCACGGAGGCCUGCCCCACACCUGGCCUAAUUCCUUGGCAGGUACUGAUGCCCUCUGAUUGGCCUAGGCAUCUUCUCAGGGCUCCACCUGCCUCUCUGUGGUCAGUCUGUAGAUAUUCUCCAACCACAGCAUCCACUGGAAGAUCCCUUCGCUGCUGGGCAUGGUUGGUAGAACCUGCCAGAUCUCUGUUUCCUCUUUAUAGGCCUGCAGAACUAGAACCUCUCUUUUCCUCUCCUCCAGGCUCCUCUGUAGCCUACCCUCAGGGUGAUCUCUAACUCAAACUGAUCUUGAGGAACAGACAUUUGACUCAGCUCUGCCAACCAUCCUCACCUGUUCCCCAGAGGCUCCAUAGAAGAGGGUCCUGUUUUUCUCAAGUCACCCCAACAUUCUCAGCAGGAUAAAAUCAAGAGUACCGAAGCUUCCCUGGAAAAGUGUCUAUUCACUUUAGGUGAUCUCUCCAACCAGGGCAGUUAGGUGUUUCUGCCAGCACCAGGCAUUUCUAUAAAUUCCUGAUCUGGAGUCAGAUAGGAAUCUAGACCCAGGCCUGUCAUUGUGUGGGCCUGAGCAUGUUGCCUGACCUGUUGAAGGCUCCUCUGCUCUCAUGUGAAGCAGGGAUGAUGUAGGGCCACUGUCGGGUGUAAAGCCCAAAGUACUGGGGUGGAGUACACUGUUCCUAACACACAGCUUCUACAGAAAUGGCACUAGCCACCCAUCCCCAGCUUAAUCAUAGACCCCAAGGGACAAUGCUGAAAAUAAACAGUGCUUUCUCUGA
Molecule: messenger RNA, 4690 nt
Organism: Peromyscus californicus insignis
Lineage: Eukaryota; Metazoa; Chordata; Mammalia; Rodentia; Cricetidae
Gene: Inka2
Product: inka box actin regulator 2
Exons: 2
Coding region: 110-1036 (308 amino acids)
Cellular component (GO): nucleus
Molecular function (GO): protein serine/threonine kinase inhibitor activity; protein kinase binding
Source: RefSeq, a predicted model, not a curated record